AUGCACACCAUUGAACCUUUAAAUUAUUUCAACAUAACUACCCCACCACCACCGGCAGUAACGACAGCCGAACACUCUCCUUUGCGGACAUCAUGUUCCUCGCCCUACUCAAAGACCACUGCUCUCCAUACGGGAAUGCCCAAGAUGAAUGGCCAUACCCAACAUUAUAUGGCACCAUUCGCCUCUGCAACAACGGAUCUAACAUCGGAAGUUGCUGCUGGCCACACUAAUGAUGAUGUUGAAACCAGCAUCGAACAAUAUUUUAUGGAUCAAAUAAUGCCCAUUGAGUCGGUGGCCACAGUCACAAACAUCAAUGGCACAAUGCAUCAGGUCUCCCCCUCCUUAACCACCUCAUCACCAACAUCAUCUGCGAGUAUUGUCACUGCAACAUCUGGAAUUUCUUUAAGCAAUUCUACGAAAUCUCUCAUGUAUGCGACAAAAAUGGCACACAACACAUCCGACACACAUGGGCUGGAGGAGUAUACAUCAGCUGCCAAAAAGUUAUGUCUACCACCUACACCAUCAACAUUGUCAAGCAAUUCGACCGCAUCCUGUUCAUCAUCAUCACUGUCGCCUCAUAAGCUUUCACCUACAUCACCCACGACGACCACAGCCACUGCAGCAGAUAAUAUGAGUUGUUAUUACAUGGCGGCAGAGAUGCACUCCACAACUACUACCGGGGGAGUCUUAUCAUCACCUAUGGUGGCAGCAGAGACGACGUCAACGACACUAAGCACGGAGGCAGAUGCCGGCCCAGCAAUGGGACAUCAUGGUAAUGAAAGUGAUUUCCCCAACCU
Molecule: messenger RNA, 797 nt
Organism: Musca vetustissima
Lineage: Eukaryota; Metazoa; Arthropoda; Insecta; Diptera; Muscidae
Exons: 1
Source: RefSeq, a predicted model, not a curated record